Molecule: messenger RNA, 4071 nt
Organism: Octopus bimaculoides (California two-spot octopus)
Lineage: Eukaryota; Metazoa; Mollusca; Cephalopoda; Octopoda; Octopodidae
Product: WD repeat-containing protein 27
Molecular function (GO): protein binding
Source: RefSeq, a predicted model, not a curated record
UUUUAAAUUGUACUUAAAAGUGUUACAUUGUUCCACAGUUAGAACGUAAUUCCGUUCAAUAAAAUUUUCUCCUGUGAUACCGAUGGGAAUAUAUUAACUGAGAUAUUUCAGGAAAAUGAUAAGUAAUCAUAAGAAUAAAUCACUUGAUAUAACAUCACUUGCAAGUAUCACGACGAACGUCUUGCCUUCUGAACUUGCUGCAGCUUCUAACGGUCAGUAUGUUGCUUCCAUUUACUCUCUUCCAAAUCAGUUAGGUAUUUGGAAACUUCCAGAAUGUUCCAGAACCACUGAGCGACUGUACACGAGUAAACCGGUUGAUUACACUCAACUUAGAACACCUCCUUUGUUGUUGCUAGAACACAAGAAACCGGUAAAAGUUAUAGCUCUCUCAAAGCACGUGUCUUCAUCUUGGCGAAAGGGACGUAAUGUUCAAGAAUUAUCUACAAAGACAGGCUUACUCUGUUCAGUGAACAAACAAUGUGUUAUGAUUUGGAAUUUGAAUUUUAUUCUUGAACAGCAAGUGCAAAAUCAGAUAAAGGAGUUGAGUUCUGUUACGACGACGAACACAUGUUUUGCAAACAGUGAAAACUGUGUGUUAUAUGCUGACGAUAUAAUACCGUCUUACAGUGAGAUAUCUUACUGUGUGUUUAGUUGGCAUAAUGACUGCAUUGCUGUGUGCUUGGACACCGAUAUAUUGGUGAUAUUUAUCGGCGCAGAUGUCGAAGGAUCGUCACGGAAUCAACCAGUCUGGUUGACUGAUACUGAGAGACAGUGUCAGAUUUUAAAAGCUCACAAAUGUUUCGUAAAUGCUAUAGAAUUUCAUCACCGUAAUGUUAACAUCCUAAUAUCUAUAUCUGAUGAUUCGUCGUAUAUCGUUUGGGAUCUCUGCUCUGUGCGCGUGCUACAUAGGGGUUAUCUGCCUUAUUCGAUGGCAGUUCCAAUUGUGUUGGGCUUGAAUUGGGAAAAAGAUACUGCACUCGUUGGUACUUCAAAUGGUCAUCUGGUCGUUAUAAAUCUAUCUUUGCCUGAUGCUACAUCGAAUAAAUCUGAAAAAGACUCUUUAUUUAAAAUUAUACAGUCUGUUGAUUGUUCUGAAAUAGUUACGAAGAUGCAUACUUCUUGUGUUGACGAAAGUGUAGCGGCUGAUAGCAGUGGAUUAUCUUCCAUUUCUGUAGAGAGUAACUGCCUUGUGUUAUCUCUAUGUUAUUUACCACAAGAAAAAGAUUUACUUCAACCGAAACAUCGUCAAAGACUGCAUAACAGAUCGCUUUUCACAAACAAUGAUAUGGACUAUGAAAAGUUAAUAGAAUCGCCAUUAAUAGUAGUUGGUACAAACAAUGCUGUUCUCUGUUUAAAUGUUUAUACUUUAGAAUGCCUUGCUUCAGUAGAUUUAAAACUUUACAACAGUGAACUGCUGGGAGAUUUCAAUACAUUGAGCCUAAUGCUACCAGUAGAAACAGAAGACGACAUUUUACUUUUAACAGCAAAUUCCUUCAGCAGUAACCUAAAUAUAUCAAGAAUGCAAUCGAAUUUUGAAACAUUUAAUGAAAUCAAUAACGAUGAUUCGUUAUUGCUUAAAUGUUUAUUAGAUGAUGAUGACCAACAAAAACUGUCUGAUGAUAUUUCUUCACGGAAAUACAUCAUUUAUCCUUGCACUUUACUGACUGAAACUUCUGUGUUAAAGUCACAACUUGUUCCUGUAGGCAAAAUUAAAAAGAUCCAAAAGACCAAAUCUAAACCCAAAGUACAUACAGACUAUCAAGUCACAUUUUCGAAUAAAGUGAAGUCCUCAGGUUAUUCAACAUCUCCAACGCAUCAAACGAUGUUUACACCAAAAACCAAUAAUUUUCAAACAAAAUCAAAGCCUUUGCCUAAAAAAUCACAUUUCAAAACAAAGAUGAUCCAGGAAAACUUUGAUCCAGAAAAGAUAACUGACUAUAAGACAUCUUUGCAAAUCAGUGACAAUUCUGCUGCCAUAACAUGCAUCAAAAUAUCACCAAGUGGAAGUAAACUAGCUGUCGGUUCAAUCAACAGCUCAGUAGUAGUGCUAAAACAAUCACUGGUCAAUAACACGACCAGUUAUCUUGGCCACAGUAAGUCUGUUAAUUCUAUUGACUGGAGUUAUAAUAGCAAGUGGUUGAUAACAACCUCGGAUGAAUCGGCAGCUGUCUGGGAAAUGGAUAAACCAGUACCAUUGAUGAAAUUUACCAAAAUAAAAAGCAACUUUUCUUGCGACAAACAAACAAGUUGUUUUACAAAGGAUAUUAAGAAAGCACAGUUCUACUAUAUGGAUAACUUUAUACUGUUAGCAGCCAGUGAUUCAUUUCAUCUUUACAAAUAUCAUCUAGAUUCAACUAAAGAAGAUAUGCAACGUUACAUUACUAAGAGCAAAUAUAAAUCAGUCGGAACCUACCAAACAGAUGGUAACUGUAUAACUGACCUAACAGCUAUUAAUUCUUUCUAUUCUUAUGUAGUGCUUUGCUGCACAACUAAUCGAUCAGUUUCAGUUUAUGAUAUGAACGUUGGUCAAAUAAUUCAGCUGAUUACAAAUGUCCAUCCAACAGUUCCAUACUGUUUAGCCAUGAAUUCAGGCUCAUCUUAUCUCUCAUUACCACCAAAUGCCUAUGAUUUAGUUUUGACCACUGCUCUCACUGAUUCUGUUAAACUGUGGGAUUUAAGAUCGGGCCAGUGUGUGCGCAAACUAGAACAACACUGCAAUCGGGCUUAUACUUGCCGAGCUGUUUUCAGUCCUUGUGGUCAAUAUGUCCUGGCCGGAUCAGAAGACUAUACUGCUUAUUUAUAUGAUGUAAGAGAAGGAACAUGUUGUACAAGGUUAACUAGACAUUCUGAUGUGGUAACAGAUGUUGCAUACCACCCUUUCAUUCCACAACUUACAACAGCAACUUUAAAUGGUCAACUCUAUACAUUUACUUGUCAAAAUUUAUGACAUGUUAAGGAAACACCAGAGUUUCAACAAACUAGAUUUGACGGUUUCAAUGGCUACUUUUAUAAUAGUCUUCAGCUCCAUUUGUAAUGUCCUAGGAAGAAGCAUGAGUGUCAUUUGGUACUUUUUAAAUCUGAGGCAAUAUGCCUGUCAUUUAUCUUUUACUUGUCACUGGAUUGUAGCCAUGCUGGGGCACUGCCUUGUAGGAUUUGGUGGAAAUAAUCACUCCCAGUUGGGACUGUGUCUCGAAGUCAUGGUUGUCACUACAGAGCCAGUGAAGACAAAGGAACUGAGAGUAGGAGAUGAACAGUUUGGUGUGGGGAGGGUGGGAGGAGAAAAAGUUGAUAAGUGUGAGUCUGUGGGUUUAUACUGUCUUCUACUAUAUAUAGCCCAAGGCCAACCAAUUCUUUGCCAGUGAAUUUGGUAAACAGAAAUUGUGUGGAAGCCCAUUAUGUGUGUGAUUGCUUACCAACCAAUGUUGGUUUGUUACUGUCCCCCAUAACAGCAGCUCAUCAUAAAGAAAAAAACUUAUAGAAUGAGCUUAGAGGUAAAAAAACAAAAAAAAGGCAAGGCUAUGUUCUCAAGUCAUACAGACUCAUAAGGGCCAGUUUCCAAGUUUCUAUGGUGUAUAUAUUCCCCACCUGGACGGGAUGCUAGUCCAUCACAGGUUUCCUCAUUUUUGCCAGCUGAGUAGACUGGAGCAACGUGAAAUGAAGUGUCUUGCUCAAGGACACAACGCGUUGCCUGGUCCAGGAAUCGAAACCACUAUCAUAGGAUCAUGAGUCCAACACCCUAACCACUAAGCUAUGUGCCUCCACAAUGAGCUUAGACUGGUGUUGAUUUGAUGAACUAAACCAUUCAAGAUGGUGCCACAGCAUGGCCACAGUUUCAAGAAUGAAACAAGUAAAGGAAUAAAAAAGAGUGUAUGCAAUAGAUUUGUAUUGUAUACAAGACUGCUUUCUUUUCGUACAUGGUAUGAGGAGAGGGUGGAGGUUGAUGAAAUCAGGAAAAUAAACUUGUGGUAAAAGAACAAAAAUCUAGAAAAACAAAAAGGUUUAGAAAUGUUUCUCUUGAAGUAAUUAUUUUAAUAAAGGAUAGAAAAAAAAUAACUUUGUUUUUGUAUUUGG